Mesocricetus auratus (golden hamster) is the source of this 1860-nucleotide messenger RNA. It is a transcript of the gene Cuedc1, whose product is annotated as CUE domain containing 1. Gene Ontology annotation, molecular function: ubiquitin binding. The record is from RefSeq and is a predicted model, not a curated record. Bases 372 to 1550 code for a protein of 392 amino acids. The transcript has 11 exons. NCBI's taxonomy places the organism in Eukaryota, Metazoa, Chordata, Mammalia, Rodentia, Cricetidae.
ACCACCGCCGCUGCCGCCACCGCGGGACCGCGCCCCUCCCCCGCCGCCCGGCCCCAGCGGCCCGCGGGAGCGGACGCGAGUGCGGUGCUCGGUGACACCGUCAGUUCCUUGCAGCCCCCUGUGGCAGGAUGACUCAAGGAUGUAGGUGAUCUACAGUAUAGCCACAGCCUGGCCAAGGUCCGCAUGCCGCCACCACCCCGGCCCCUGUCCCCUAGCCCGGGCUGUGCAUUCCUGCCAGGUAUCCCUGUGGACAGAGCAAGUACAGGAGUGAGUCUUCUGACCCGGCGGAGCAAGCAAGUAGCUGACAGAGGGACCCCGGGCCGGCGGCUCCUUGGCUUAUCAGAGACAUUCUCCUGCAGUGGCUCAGCAAGAUGACCAGUCUAUUUCGCAGGAGCAGCAGCGGCAGCGGCGGUGGCGGGGCCACCGGGGCUCGAGGGGCCGGGGCGGGGGCCGGGGCCGGGGCCGGGGAUGGCAGCGCAGCCCCUCAGGAACUCAACAACAGCAGGCCGGCCCGCCAAGUGCGCCGCCUCGAGUUCAACCAGGCCAUGGAUGACUUCAAGACUAUGUUCCCCAACAUGGACUACGACAUCAUUGAGUGCGUGCUGCGUGCCAACAGCGGCGCGGUGGAUGCCACCAUCGACCAGCUGUUGCAGAUGAACCUGGAGGCGGGUGGCGGCAGUGCCUAUGAGGACAGCUCGGACUCGGAGGACAGCAUCCCACCAGAGAUCUUGGAAAGGACCUUGGAGCCGGAUAGCUCUGAGGAAGAGCCCCCGCCCGUGUACUCGCCACCAGCUUACCACAUGCACGUGUUCGACAGGCCUUACCCAGUGGCUCCGCCAACUCCACCUCCCCGCACUGAUGUCCUGGGCUCUGGACAACCUGCAAGCCAGAGUCGCUACAGGAACUGGAACCCACCCCUACUGGGCAACCUUCCUGAUGAUUUUCUCCGAAUCCUGCCCCAGCAGAUGGACAGCAUUCAGGGUCACCCCGGGGGCUCCAAACCUAUGGGUGGAGAGGGAGGCCCAGCCCCAGUGCCGGGACCUGGUGCCUGCGACCAGGACAGCCGCUGGAAGCAGUACCUGGAGGACGAGAGAAUUGCCCUCUUCCUGCAGAACGAAGAGUUCAUGAAGGAGCUGCAGCGCAACCGUGACUUUCUCCUUGCCCUGGAGAGAGAUCGACUGAAGUAUGAAUCCCAGAAAUCCAAAUCCAGCAAUGUGGCUGUCGGAAAUGACUUAGGCCUUCCCUCCUCUGUCCCAGGAACCAGUGACACCAACCCCACUGUGUCAGAAGAUGCCUUAUUCAGGGACAAGUUGAAACACAUGGGAAAAUCCACUCGUAGGAAGCUGUUUGAACUCGCCCGAGCCUUCUCUGAGAAGACCAAAAUGAGGAAGUCAAAGAGGAGACACUUGCCGAAGCUUCAGUCGCUGGGAGCUGCUGUGUCAACAGCCAACCUCCUGGAUGACGUGGAGGGCCAUGCUUAUGAUGAAGACUUCCGGGGAAGGCGGCAGGAGGUACUGAAGGUGGAAGAGACCCCAAGAGACGGACAGUAAGAGGUGCCAGCAGCAGCGUCGCCUAGCCAGAGAUGCUCUGACCGGUGGAGGCAACCAGAGAGAAACCCCAGUGCCCUCCAGCUGCAGCUGAGACAGAUGGUGCUUGCAUACCACAGCCCAGGCUUCCUUGGCCACAGUCCAGCCCAGACACUGCCACUUUCCACAGGACUUAUGGAACUUUCAGAGUUGCUUGUGAUUGGAGGAGGGACUUAGAGACAGCAGCCAGCCACAACUUGGUUUGCAGUCUGUGGGAAGAGCAGAAAAUUCAGGAACCACCCCUCCAGAGAGAGAGGGGGGGGAGGAGGAGGAG